Molecule: messenger RNA, 1408 nt
Organism: Camponotus floridanus (Florida carpenter ant)
Lineage: Eukaryota; Metazoa; Arthropoda; Insecta; Hymenoptera; Formicidae
Product: venom serine protease 34
Exons: 8
Coding region: 113-1282 (389 amino acids)
Biological process (GO): proteolysis
Molecular function (GO): serine-type endopeptidase activity
Source: RefSeq, a predicted model, not a curated record
AUAUAAUACUUUAGACGCUGCAAGCUACUUGUUUAAUGAUUUACGAAACUUACUUGUCGCAAUAUACACUUGUAUUCUGACUAUAGGAUUUUGUUGGAAAUUCUGUGGAAAUAUGAAGGUCAAGGUGUUAUUUGGCUUCCUGCUGCUAAAUGGGAUUGCCAUUCUUGAUGCUAAAGGGGAUGAAUCUGCCUGCAAUUACUUUCAAAAUUUAGAAGCUGGACGAAUAUAUUAUGUGUAUAAUUCUGAGUAUCCCAAUAAAUAUAACGGUGAAAAACAUUGCAUGUGGCAAACUAAAAGUCCUUAUGUUACUAAAAUAAAUUGCAGUGUUGAGAUACCAGCGUCUAAUGGUUGUGAACAAGAGAGUUUUUCUAUCGAAUUUACUGGAGGAAAUAUACAGAAUUGUGGUUUCAGUACAUUGGGUUUUGAAGGGAUAGAUCCGAUUAUAAAACUCAAUUCAUCUUCUUCUUCUCAAGGAGGUCGAUUUUUAUGUAAAAUUCAAGCAGAGAACCCGUUCGAUGAAAACAAUUGCAAAUGUGGUUGGAAAAAAGUAACCAGAAUAGUAGGCGGUACGGAAACUGGAGUAAAUGAAUAUCCUAUGAUGUGCGGACUCGUUGAUAUUAAUGAAAAAAUUAUAUAUUGUGGUUGUACUAUAAUAUCUGAACAAUAUGUAUUGACAGCAGCUCAUUGUAUUGAAAAUAAAGAUAUCACUAGAAUUGGCAUUCUUGUUGGUGAACACGAUGUAACUACAGGUGAGGAGACCAAUGCAACUAAGCUGUUUCUUGUGAAUAAGUGCAUAAUGCAUCCUUCUUACAAAGAAAAUAAACAAGACGAUAUAGCUGUUUGUAAAAUUAUUGGUACCAUAAAUUAUAGUGCUGAGGUUGGUCCAGUCUGUUUACCAUUUCAUCAUAAACAAGACACGUUCGAAGAUAAUGAUGUAGUUGCGUUGGGCUGGGGUUUGAAACAAUUUGGCGGCGCCAAAUCAACUACGCUACAAAAAGUAAACUUAACGGUAAUAAAUCUUACAAACUGCAAGGAUUAUUAUCAUGAAUUAACCAAUAGCGAUAUAUGUACUUAUAGUCCUGGAAAGGAUUCUUGCCAGAUGGAUAGUGGCGGACCUCUCUUAUGGCAAGAUCCUACCACACGUAAACUUGUAUUAGCUGGUAUAAUAUCUAAAGGUAUUGGUUGUGCUUCAGACGAACCUGCUGUUGAAAAACGUACAGGAGCCUACAUUGAUUGGAUACAGUCUAUAACAUCUGAUGUACAAUAUUGCAAGGUAGAAUGAGUUUUGCAUGACUAAAGAGAAGGAUUAAUUUGUAGAAUUAUGGAUCUAUGUUACAUGCUUUCUGCAUGUUACCAAUUUUUGCAAAUUAUGUAUUUUGAAAUGUAUUUAUAAAUAUUAAUAAUGUGU